AUGGAUUCCGAUUCAGACUCCGAUGGUUCUCAUGUUUCCGCCACUUCUCCCCGAGAUCCAUUUCCGCCGCCGCCUCCUAGGAUUUCUCAGCAACCGCCGCCAAGGCAAGUGCCUCCGGUCUCCCGGAAAGUUGCGUCUUCUUCUUCUCGCUCGAAGCCCAUAGCACCUAAACAGCAGCAGCCUCCGGAUCACUUAGAGGAAGCUCCAGUACCAUCUUCCUCUUCUCUUCCGUCUCCAUUGUUCACCAAUCUCCCCUUCCGGAUCUGCGAACCUUCAAAUCUAUCUCAACCCACUGGGGUUUCCUCUUCUGUUUUGUCCUUCUAUAGACUCCGCAAAGCUUCUCUCACAUCUGAAGAGAAAUCGACGCCAGAAUGCCAAUCAGACGCCGUCAAUUGCGUGCCGGAGCUACCUCAUGUCGUAAUCGAUCCUCCGAAACCCGUUAGGAGAAAGCCUCCUAAUCUAUUUACGGAUUCCGUAACCUCUCUGCUGGAAAGCUCCGGUGUUUCGUAG
Microthlaspi erraticum is the source of this 510-nucleotide messenger RNA. NCBI's taxonomy places the organism in Eukaryota, Viridiplantae, Streptophyta, Magnoliopsida, Brassicales, Brassicaceae. The record is from the annotation of a GenBank genome assembly.